Messenger RNA from Schistocerca nitens (vagrant locust), 741 nucleotides. RefSeq names its product dehydrogenase/reductase SDR family member 11-like. The record is from RefSeq and is a predicted model, not a curated record. The transcript is spliced from 5 exons. Gene Ontology annotation, molecular function: oxidoreductase activity. NCBI's taxonomy places the organism in Eukaryota, Metazoa, Arthropoda, Insecta, Orthoptera, Acrididae. The annotation marks the transcript as partial.
AUGAGUGAGAAGUCUGAAGAACCGAAAGAGGAGAGAGUGGAGAAGACGUCGGGACCUGCCGCGAGACCCCGGCUCCAGGCCUCCAGCCCUGGAGACCCUCGCUGGGCCGGCCGGCUCGCCGUGGUCACCGGCGCAAACUCUGGAAUAGGCGUGGCCAUCGCGCGGCAGCUGCUCCAGCUCGGCAUGGUGGUGGUCGCCAUAGACGUCGAGGUGUACUCUGUCCAGGAACUGGCGCUGAAGGAGCCACGCCUGUACUCCGUGGUGUGUGACGUCAGCGCAGAGGAGGACGUGCUGUCCACGUUCCGCUACGUCGAGGAGACGCUGGGCGGCGUCGACGUCCUCGUCUACAACGCCGGCGUCACCGGCUUCUCCAGUCUUCUCGACGGUUCCCCGGCCGAGUGGCGGCGCCUGCUGGACGUGAACGUGGUGGCGCUCUGCCUCUGCACCAGGGAGGCCGUGGCUUCGAUGCGCCGCCGGCACCUCGCCGACGGACAAGUGGUGCUAGUCAGCAGCCAGGCGGCUCACCAGGUGCCGGGCAGAGCGCCGCUCCACUUCUACUCGGCCACCAAGCACGCGGUCAAGGCGCUGGCGGACGGCUUCCGGCUCGAGCUCGCGGACUCCGGCAUCAGACUCACGACGGUGAGCCCCGGCGAGGUGAAGUCGACGUACCCUCGGUCUCCGCUGGCGCCCGCCAGAGAGCAGCAGCAGCAGCAGCAGGAGACGACGACGACGACGACGACG